Oryza sativa Japonica Group (Japanese rice) is the source of this 2874-nucleotide messenger RNA. The record is from RefSeq and is a predicted model, not a curated record. NCBI's taxonomy places the organism in Eukaryota, Viridiplantae, Streptophyta, Magnoliopsida, Poales, Poaceae.
AUGGGAGAAAAUGCCCAUGUGCUGCCGAUGGGAGAAGAUGCCCCUAUGCUGCCGAUGGGAGAAGAUGCCCCUAUGCUGCCGCCAUCGUCGUCAAAGGAAGUCGUCCCGGUGCCGAUUGCCGUUGUUGCUCCCUCCAUUGGCAUCCAAGAUGGGAUGGAUCCAUAUUCCACUUAUGUUCUCACGGUGAGAAUUAUUCGCGCGGGCAGUAGAUUUGAGGGUGCAUGGGUGUUUGAUUGGACAAUUGAUUCCGACACCACUAAUUUUAAAGACUUUGUUGAUGACAUUUGUGAGAAGUAUCCAUGGGGCAUAGAUGAAACUGUAACAGUGCAGUACCUUGAUAGUGGUUUGAAUCUGUUUUGCACAAUAUAUUCUGAUAAUGAUUUGAUGACAAUGUUUAAGUGUUUUGAGCAAAAUAAAACUGGUGAUGUGUUUAUCACAAUUAAUGGUUCAAGUGAUGAGUCCAUCAUUGGCAAGCUGUGUACACCAUCAGUUCCUAUCCCCUCUCAGGCAUGUAUUUCUCAGAUCAGCAAUGAACCAUUAGAGGAUGGUAAUUUGGCAGAUAACAUGGUGGACAUGUAUCUGGCCAAUCCCUUUGAACAUUUUGAGCAUGUAGGUGUUGAUGAGGAGGAUCAAUACUCAAUUGGUAGUGAUACUCCAGAGUCUGAUAAUAAUGAAAGCAAUACAUCUGAUUCUGAAUAUGUGCCUGGGGUUGAUGAGGAUGAGGAGGAUGAUGAGUUUCGAUUGGCAAUAGCUCAAUAUUCAAUUAAGCAUGAAUUUGAAUAUGCAAUUGAGAAAAGUGAACCUAAUCGAUUCAGAGCGCAUUGUCCUGUGAAAGGGUGUAAUUGGAGAAUCCAUGCAUCACGCUCGGCUGAUAAGAAAUCAAUUGAGGUCAAGGUUCAUGUGGCUGACCAUGAGUGUGCAAGCACUAGAAGAGAUGAGAAGUUGAAGAGGGCAUCCAAGGCAUGGAUAUGUGAGAGGGUGAUUGAAUGGAUGAGGGAAGACCCAAGUGUUGGAACCGCCGAGUUAGUAAGGAGGAUAAAAGAACACCACAAGAUAAAUGUCAACUACAAGAGAGUGUGGACUGGUCAAGAAUUAGCACGUAAAAGGUUGUUUGGUGAUUGGGACAGCAGCUUUGACAAGCUAUAUAGGUGGAAGGGAGAAAUUGAGAAGAGGUGUCCAGGAAGUUUAAUAUCUAUUGACCACAUGACAUUCAAGGAGAAGCGAAGGUUCACACGAAUGUUUGUAGCUUUCAAGCCAUGCACUCAUGGGUUUAGAGCUGGUUGUAGGCCUUACUUGGCAAUCGACAGCACUCAUUUGACAGGGAAAUAUAGAGGCCAAUUAGCAACAGCUUGUGCAAUUGAUGGCCACAAUUGGCUAUACCCAGUGGCUUAUGGCAUCAUUGAUUCAGAAACAAGUGAGAAUUGGAUUUGGUUUAUGGAGAAAUUGCGAUUAGCCAUUGGUAACAUGGAUGAUUUAGCAAUAUGCACAGAUGCAGGCAAAGGGAUUGAUUUUGCUGUUGAGGAGGUCUUUGAGGGCGUAGAGCAUCGAGAAUGUAUGCGUCACCUUGUUACCAACUUCAAGCUAAAGUUCCAUGGCAAAGUUUUUGAUGAACAUUUGUGGCCAGCUGCAUAUGCAUGGACAGAACAGUCUCACUCCUAUCACAUGGGAAAAAUUGAGGCUGCUAAGCCAGAAGCAAUAUUAUACUUGAAACAACACCACCCAAGGUUAUGGUCUAGAAGCAAGUUCUCUUCUGCCUCAAAGGUUGAUUAUGUUACCAAUAAUCUUGCUGAAAGCUUUAAUAACUGGAUCAAUAAGCACAAAGGCCUGAUGUUAUUUGAGUUGAUGGACAAGAUCAGAAGAAAGACUAUGAAGAUGUUUCAAAAAAGGAAAAAGGUUGCCAACAAGCUGCAAGGACAGAUUAUACUCCCAAGUGUGAUGAGAGAGUUGAAUGCUAAAUCAAGAGAUCUGGACUUAGAUGUUGAUAGGAGUGAUGAUUUGGAAGCUGAAGUCACUGAGAAAUCUCCAGGUGGGAAGAGGCAUGUGGUGAACUUGGAAGAAAAAACAUGCACAUGCAGAGAAUGGCAAGUUUCCGGAAAGCCUUGUAUCCACGCAUUGUCGUUCAUAACAUCAGUGAGGGGUUUGCAUAUAGACUCUUUUGUAGAUGAAUGCUAUAGUGUAGCUAAGUUUGCAGCUGCAUAUGCUCCACGUAUUCCUGGUCUUACUGACAUGUCACAAUGGCCAGAGAGUACACAUGGCUUCUUUCUUUAUCCACCAAUUUUAAAGAGAAGUGCAGGUAGACCUAGGAAUAGAAGGUGUAAGGGUGGAGCUGAAGGGAAAGGCACUAGUAAGGGUAGGUCAGGUAGCCAAAAAUGCCCUAUUUGCCACAACUUUGGUCAUAGAUGGCAGACAUGCAAAGAAGCUGAUCCAGAUGCUAAGGAAGCAUAUGCUCUUUUAGCAAAAACAAGGCAAAAGAGAAAGAAAACAACACCAUCAAAUUCAAGUACAUGUGCUGCCAAUACAGUACAAAUUGUCACUUCAACUUCAACUCCAACUUUGGUUGGCCCACCAAGCAAAAAGAAGAGGGCAGCUGCACCUGAUAGUUCUAGUUGUAAUUUAAUUACUUGUGCAAAUGCAAAUGCUACAUCAGUGAGUUCAAGUGGCCCUAAUCAAACACAAAACCAAUGUGCUCUCCUUCCUGUAACAGUAACAGAAGUGAGCACACCACCACCAAAAGCAAAGGCCAAGGGGAAAAAUAAGGCCAUAACAGCACUACCAGAUAGCCCAUCUAUGUCAACUAGAAGUAAGAAGAAAUUGAAGAAAUUGACAUCAACUAGCCCAUCCAUGUCAACUAGAAGCAAGAGGAAAUUAAUUUGA